This is a messenger RNA of Alligator sinensis (Chinese alligator), 3327 nucleotides long. It is a transcript of the gene GALNT18, whose product is annotated as polypeptide N-acetylgalactosaminyltransferase 18. The coding region runs from base 538 to 2271 and encodes 577 amino acids. The transcript is spliced from 11 exons. Gene Ontology annotation, cellular component: Golgi apparatus. The record is from RefSeq and is a predicted model, not a curated record. Lineage: Eukaryota; Metazoa; Chordata; Crocodylia; Alligatoridae.
CCGGCUCUUUAUUGGAGGGAGGCUUUGUCAAUCUGAGGCCGGGCGAGCCCCACUCGCCGGCAAGCCGCUUCCAAGAUCUGAUUCCCGAGCCGUGGCUGAUGGCAAUGGGCAGCGGCGGCGGAGAGAAGAAAGUUUGCGCGACUUGGGCGCCGGGUCCUUCAUGCCUGGGGCAGCGGGCGGCUGCGGGAGCCAGCGGCCGGGCGGGCAACUGACUGGGCAUUUGCUGCUGCAAAGUUUCCUGCAGCUCUUUUAACCCGCCAGGAUCUUAAAUACCCCCUUUCCCUCCCCUCCACCACCACCUCCCCUUCUAGGUAGGCGAGAGAUCUCCUUUUUUAACUCCGUGGACGAGAGACCUGCCCGCAUGGGAACGGACUGACUGGAGCGCUCCGUUUUGGGGAAGGUGGCGGGGGGUGGGGGGCAGGGUUUCUUUCUUUCUUUUCUUUUUCUUCUUUUUUUGCCUUCAUUUUUUUUUUAAAUUCUUCUCGCUGGUUUCCUGGCUCCCCGGACCUGCGCGGAGCUAUAUGGAGGGAUCUCAGGAUGGUUUGCACCAGGAAGACGAAAACUUUAGUGUCCACUUGCGUGAUCCUGAGCGGCAUGACUAACAUCAUCUGCCUGCUCUACGUGGGCUGGGUCACCAACUACAUUGCCAGCGUCUACGUGAAAGUGCAGGAGCCGAUGGCGGAGAAAAAGUUGGAGGAGGACAAAGGGGACACUUUAAGGAUUAUAGAAAGGCUGGACCACUUGGAGAAUGUCAUCAAGCAGCACAUCCAAGAAGCACCACCUAAACCAGAAGAAAACCCUGCAGAAGCUUUCACGGACUCAUCCCUCUUUGCUCAUUGGGGCCAGGACCUUAGUCCUGAGAACAGACGUAUUGCCCUUAAACAGUUCCAGUAUUAUGGCUACAAUGCUUACCUAAGUGAUCGCCUGCCACUGGAUAGGUCACUGCCUGACCUCAGGCCUAAUGGGUGCAAAAACCUCACAAUUCCUGACAGCCUUCCUGAGGUCAGUAUUGUUUUCAUCUUUGUUAAUGAAGCCCUGUCAGUGAUUCUGCGCUCCAUUCAUUCUGCUAUUGACCGGACUCCUCCCCACCUGCUCAAAGAAAUUAUUUUAGUUGAUGACAACAGUAAUAAUGAGGAACUCAAGGAGAAGCUGAAGGAGUAUGUUGAUGAGGUGAACACAAGAAAGCCUGGUUUCAUCAAGGUGGUCCGGCAUAGCAAGCAGGAAGGCCUGAUCCGGUCUCGAGUUAGUGGAUGGAGAGUGGCUACUGCACCGGUAGUUGCUCUCUUUGAUGCCCAUGUGGAAUUCAAUGUGGGAUGGGCUGAGCCAGUGCUCAUCAGGAUAAAGGAAAACAGAAAAAGGGUCAUUUCUCCCUCAUUUGAUAACAUCAAGUAUGAUAAUUUUGAAAUAGAGGAGUAUCCCCUAUCUGCACAGGGGUUUGACUGGGAGCUGUGGUGCCGAUACCUAAAUCCUCCAAAAUCAUGGUGGAAGCUGGAAAACUCAACUGCUCCAAUAAGAAGUCCAGCACUGAUUGGGUGUUUCAUAGUAGACAGGCAAUAUUUCCAAGAAAUUGGCUUGCUUGAUGAAGGCAUGGAAGUCUAUGGAGGAGAAAAUGUGGAACUUGGGAUCAGGGUCUGGCAAUGUGGAGGCAGCGUUGAAGUUCUCCCUUGCUCUAGGAUUGCCCAUAUCGAAAGAGCCCAUAAGCCGUACACUGAAGACCUCACUGCCCAUGUCCGAAGAAAUGCACUGAGAGUAGCUGAAGUCUGGAUGGAUGAAUUUAAAAGCCAUGUUUACAUGGCAUGGAAUAUCCCCCAAGAGGAUUCUGGAAUUGACAUUGGUGAUAUUUCUGAGAGGAAGGCCCUGAGGAAAAAGCUCCAAUGCAAGACCUUCAGGUGGUAUCUUGUUACUGUGUAUCCGGAAAUGAGGAUGUACUCGGACAUUAUCGCCUAUGGGGUGCUGCAGAAUUCCCUAAAAAGUGAUUUGUGCCUUGAUCAGGGGCCAGACACAGAAAAUAUUCCAAUCAUGUAUAUCUGCCAUGGAAUGACACCACAGAAUGUUUAUUAUACAAGUAAUCAGCAGAUCCAUGUGGGUGUUCUGAGUCCCACUAUUGAUGAUGAUGACAACAGAUGCCUGGUGGAUGUGAACAGCAGGCCCAGACUCAUUGAAUGCAAUUAUGCCAAAGCCAAGAGAAUGAAGCUUUAUUGGCAAUUUACUCAGAUACCAGAUCUGGAGACAUUCUUAAGAUACACCAGUGUGAUCAAACACUACUAUUGACGGUGCCAUUAUGUGAAUUACCAUAGGUCUUCAUUUCUUCGAGUUUCAAUCGAAUCCCCUGUAGAAGCACCAAAGGUUCCUAAAAAGUAAGCCAUAAAUAAAUGUAUGUAAAGGAAAAUAUAUUAGCAUGCAAAAAAGUGUCAUUGUUGUAUGAAUAGGUAGCUAUUUUUGCUACAGUGUAUUACUUGCUCAUUAAUAUAUGACUGGGGAAGCUUCAGGUUUAACUAAAACAGCAAAGAAAGGUUUACUCUUACCCCAACUUCGAAAAAGUUUUCAGCAUUUUUUCUUCCUGAUAACAUGCUUGUAUUUUUAAAUACAUGGCCAUUUGCAGAAGUGCCCAGUGAUUUUGGGUGCUUCAAUUUUUGGUGCACAACUCAAGACACAUUGAAAGAACCUGAUUUUCACUGAAAUCUGUCCAUAUGCUGUGUUCCACAGACAACCUGAGAGCCUUGUUACAUAUUAAUUUUAGGUGGCUUUUGCAGUUCUUAAUGCCUGGAUUGUCCACACAUUAACAUCUGAGACUAAUUUUAAGUACACUUUAGGUGGAUUAAAGUUACACCAGUCCAGGGCAGGUUUAUCUCUGAUCUGUGUUAUCCAGCUUGUGUUCCAUUAAAGUGUGGCCACUCCCCACAGAUGAGCUGCCGACGUUGCAGUCCUCCAGCAUCCCAGGAUGCAGUGUCCCCUCCUCCAUCCUCCUCUUCUGUGUAGGCAAACUUUCCACUCCCUGAACUCUACUGCCCAGGGGACUGUUCUGGCACCAAGCCAACUUUCCUUCCCACCCCCAGGGGUGCAACCCUAUGCAAACAGCCUGCAGAGCACAUGCCUCCUAGCCAUGUUACAGGGCAUGGACAGGUCCAGGAGUGGAGUUUAUAGGGAGUGAGGGGAACAAGGAAUGGGUUAGGGUUUCCUUCACCAGGGCAGGGGCAGUAGCUCCCCCAAAAGCACCAUGGAAACAUGUCCAUCGCCCUGCACACUUCAAUCCCAAAUCCCAAUAUAUUAAAUAUGAGACCUUCUUCAAUUUUAUUUCCUCUUUAUUUCUUUUUAAAUUCCUUGUUU